This is a messenger RNA of Centropristis striata (black sea bass), 4900 nucleotides long. It is a transcript of the gene nrg2a, whose product is annotated as neuregulin 2a. NCBI's taxonomy places the organism in Eukaryota, Metazoa, Chordata, Actinopteri, Perciformes, Serranidae. The coding region runs from base 4 to 2136 and encodes 710 amino acids. The transcript is spliced from 11 exons. Gene Ontology annotation, molecular function: signaling receptor binding. Gene Ontology annotation, biological process: nervous system development; intracellular signal transduction; animal organ development. The record is from RefSeq and is a predicted model, not a curated record.
GGCAUGAGGCUUGAUUCAGUACAUUUAUCCAUGCUGGUCAUCGGGGUCUCAUUCGCCUGCUACUCCCCGAGUUUGAAUUCCCUGCAGGACCAGGUUUACAAAUCCGCCGUGGUUAUCGAGGGCAAGGUGCAGUCUACGCCUGUGAACGUCUCCGCGGAGCCGUACCGUGUGAAUGUCAAAGUGCUGGAUGUUUGGCCCCUAAACAGCGGGGGUCUGGAGCGAGAACAGCUCGUCACCGUGGGGGAAUUUGGAUCUGAGGCUCCGUGCACCAAAGUGAAGAAGAACCACAAGUACAUUUUUUUCAUGGACCCCACUGACGAGCCCUUGGUUUUCAAGGCAUCGUUUGCGCCUCGGGACACGAGUGUGAAGAGCCUAAAAAAGGAUGUUGGGAAGAUCUUGUGUGAGGACUGCGCUGCGGCUCCAAAGUUAAAACCGAUGAGGAUUCCAAUAAUAGUGGACCAUGGAAGCAAGCUCAUAGUUAAGUGUGAGGCCACAGGGAACCCUCUCCCCACCUACAGAUGGUUCAAAGAUGGCAACGAGCUGAAGAAAAGCAAAAAAGUCAGAAUUAGGACCGGCACGAAAAACUCCAGACUCCAUAUCAGCAAAGCAAAACUGGAGGAUUCUGGGAAUUACACAUGUGUGGUGGAGAACCCGCUGGGAAAGGACAACUCCACUGGCACUGUUAACGUCCAAAGCAGUACAACCCCAACACAACCUCUGGCCUCAGGCCACGCCAGAGCAUGCAACGCUACAGAGAAGCCCUACUGUGUGAAUGGCGGCGACUGUUACUUCAUACAUGGUAUAAAUCAGCUCUCCUGCAAGUGUCCAAAUGACUUUACUGGUGAUCGCUGUCAAACCUACGUUAUGGCCAGUUUCUACCAGCAUCUUGGGAUUGAAUUUAUGGAGGCAGAGGAACUCUACCAGAAAAGAGUCCUGACAAUCACGGGUAUUUGUGUGGCUCUGUUGGUGGUGGGCAUCGUGUGUGUGGUUGCCUACUGUAAAACCAAGAAACAAAGAAAGAAGAUGCACAAUCAUCUGCGACAAAAUAUGUGUCCAGAACAUCCCAAUCGUAACCUUGCUAACGGACCCAAUCACCCAGGACCAGGCCCAGAAGAAAUCCCUAUGGCAGAUUACAUAUCAAAGAAUGUUCCUGCAACUGAACGAGUCAUACGGCCUGCAACAGAGGGAUCGUUCCCUGCCAGCCAUGCCUCUUCCAGAUCUCACAACUCUUCCACACGAGCCCAUUCAUCAACUCACAGACAUGAGGAACGGACAUGGAGCCUGGAACGCUCUGACAGCAUCCUCUCUGACUCGCCGGGAAUGAUGUCAUCAUCCGUGGGGACCAGUAAAUGCAGCAGUCCUGCGUGCAUGGAGGCACGGGCCCGGCGCGCUGCACACUGUGGUUACUCUGACCCCCAUCGGCCAGGCCUGCAGUACGGAGAUUCCUUUGACUCGCUGGGAGACUCUCCGCACAGCGACAGAUACGUGUCAGCUCUGACGACACCAGCCCGCCUCUCCCCAGUGGAUUUCCAUUACUCAUUGCCCUCGCAGGUGCCUACCUUCCAGAUCACAUCCCCCAAUGCCAGCCAUGCCAUGUCCCUCCCUCCUGCUGUCCACAACCCCUACCCUCUGGAGGAUGACCAGCCUCUGCUGCGUCGCUACCAGGUGCCCCUACAUGAUGCCCAGUGCCAGGAGCCCUACCGGCAGCAGCGUCGCACCUAUCUAAAUGACAGCAGGGGCAGCCUGCCCUCCAGCCCCUACCGGCUGGCUAAAGAAGAAGACUAUGAGACCACCCAGGAGUAUCUCUCCUCUCGGGAGCAACCAAAGAGAAGUGGGUCCAGUGGAACUGGUAGCCGGCGCUGGCGAAGAUCCAGACUGAAUGGCCACGUGGCCCCGCGUGGAUAUGAGGCAUCUCGGGACUAUGGGUCUCGAAGCUGCCUAACAGAUAGUGAGUCAGAGGAGGACGGUGAGAGCACGCCCUUCCUCAGUAUGCAGAACAUGAAUGCCGAGCCCUCCACCAUCUACAGGCCGGUGGACAGUCGGACUUCUCACUCAUCGGGGCGGCACAGUGGGCAUGGGAACAUGCAUACAAGACUUACACACUCACGCUCCAAACCGGACAAUACACCCCAUUAAAGAGUGAAAAUGAACCAACAAAAAUCAAUAUAGUAUAGACCUGCAUCUAUAAGAAAUAUUUUUAUUUUAUAUAACUGACAGAUAUUCUAAACAAAUGAAAUAUUUAUUUUCAUUUUAGCAAAAGUUGUCUACUAGUUAACAGCAAAGACUUUUUUAUAGGGAAAACUCUAUUUAUAUGUACAUUUUGAUUUACAGCAUAAAAAGAUGUGCCAGUUUUUUCACAACGUAAAAAAUAGAGUAAUAUUGUGGUGCCUUUUGCUGUAUGCCGAUGCCAGAGGGCCAGUGGAGGUUUUUGUAGCCUUUCUUAUAUGGACGCCUCAUUUUUUAUACACGUUUAUGUUUUUUUUUCCUCUCUGGUUUCCUGUUUUACUUUCUUUCCAAGUUGCAUUCUUUGAGGAGUCUAGCCCCACUGGAACAUAACCCCUUCCAUGUCACGCAAUAUAAACCACUUCAACAUAAAGUGUAUGUUUACAUUAAUAUGAUUCGCCUGUAGGGUUUAUGAUUUGGGAUCUAAUAGAACGCCUGAUAAAUACAAUGUAGAUCCUUUUUGCCCUCUGACUAAUGUCUACAGAGAAAGAGACAGUGAGAGAUCGUGUGGUUGUGUAUGUGUGUGUAAAUGCCUGUGUGCGUGUGUGUGCGCAUGUCAGUUUGCUUGCAUGUAUUUGUGAUUGUUAGAUGAAUUUCAUUGUUUGUUGUGGUGACAUCAAACGUGUGGGUCUGACAAAAGAGUGUGUCAGAGGUUCACAGAAUAGUGCUUUAUCAGAACAGUGACCCCCAGUGUAGAUGGACAGGUAAGGCUGCUGUAGGGUUGUAUGUUAUGCAGGUCAUUGCUUGAUGUGUUUACAGCUAUUCUGCCCAUUUCCCAGCUGGCCCCAGUUAAGUCCCCCUUUUUAUUUCCCAGCAGGUUUUUCCUCAUGUUAGUCUGUUAUGAGGCCAACAAACGCUGAGCCACUUGGCACAGGGUGACCUCUGCCAUCAGAGGUGAUGGCAAAACAAAAAGAUUGCAUCUGUUUUCACUCAACUCAGCCCUUAACCCCCGUGCCUCAUCAUCCUUCUGUGUCCAUUCUGUUUUUGUGGCUCGUGUUAAAGGCCACACAGUGUCUCAGGAUUUCCACACGCACCCCUCCCCUCCCCAGUCGUUCACCCUGUCCCUCAACUUAAGGUCUACCUUAGACUACAGUUCUCAGAUAACGAAGGCCUAAAUGUUAACAUACAGCCUACCAGUUCCCUGAACACUCACAUACAUACAUACAGACAGACAGAGAAAAGGAAAGCUUAGUGGAGAAAAGUGCAGAACACACCAGACAAUAUAAAUGAAAUAGCUGUGAAACUUCGGAGGAUCAUACAAUGCAAAAAUAUGCAAACUUUCUAUUUUGCUGUUUGAUUACAUCAUUUUCUAAGAGGUGACUGUAGUGUGUUGUGUGUGGGGAAAAACUAUGUGAUGCCUAUAGUGUAGAAUGAAAUAACAUGGUAUAAAUGCAUAUUUACAUGAGUUUUACAUUAUUUACAUUAGUUUUUAAAGCCAUUAUGCAGCCAUCUAUGAAGUUGUCAGCCUUUCUUGUUCACAUACUCAUGUCCAUUGGAUGAGUGUGUCCAUUGAUUGUUUUCUCACUCGGUUUAGGCCGCUCCACUUAACAUGCGCACUUCCAAGUAAUGUCAAAUAGCAUCCAGAUAGUGUCUCCUCCCAAUAGUACUGUGUACUGCUUUGUCUUGUUGACAGAUAAAUUUUCUCCGUAAAUUAUGAUGAUUUUCAAAGUAAAACAUUUAAGCCCCUGUCCUCCACUGAGAGAAUAUCUUAAAGGUAAUCCAAGAAAUGUCAAACCCAUUCAAAGUGACACAGUGAGAAGAGAGCAGUUGAUGUUUCAUCACUGUUGGUAUGUUUCUACUCCUUGUUGAAAAAAAAGAUGAAUUAUCAGAUUAUUAUCGGUAAAAAAAAAAACAUAAAAAAAUUGAUCUGCAAUUCUUACUGCUAUAUGGUAAAUGCACAGUGGUACUGUAAUAGAGAAAGGUCUUUGGUCACACCUCACUUGCAGAUAUUUCAUUGAGUUUCUCACCUCUGGGUCUAAUUUUGUAUGUCUGAAAAAUGCAAAAGAAGACAGUGCUCCUCUAGUUUAAAUGUGAUACUCCCUUCACUUUGCCAGUCCUCUCACCCAACUGAGAUGCUACCAGGCACGUCCUGCUGGUCUCUUCUGUUUAAUUUUAUGACCCCACCCCUCGCUUGAAAUGUUUGAACACCUCUCCUCUGCAUGUCCUUGUGGUCACGGUUAGAUGGGUGCAUGGUAAAAAAGCAGCAGACAAUUCUUUUCCAGUCAGUGAAAGUGUAUUUCAUUUAACAUUCAGCAAUAAAAAAGAACCUUUCCCCCAUGUCAUUCCUGAAAUAUGCUAGAAAAAAAAGAAAAAAAUGCGAGAUUGUCAUAGAUUGUAAAAUAAAAUGAAAAUUGAAUCCACCUGUUCAUAUGAGAAAAUAAAUCUUUAUUCAUAUCAUUUUACGAUGUAGUUAUUUCUGUAGAAAGCUUGGCUCUGCAUUUUGAUUAUCUUGAGGUUUGACUUGCAUAUGACACUCAUAAAAUCUGAUUUUGAUUUAUGUUUUAUAUGGUUAUUAAUGGGUUAUAGGUUAUGAAAACUGUUUGGUAGUUGUGCUCCCUGAAGUCUGAGCGAAUACAGUAAGUACCAGACACUCGUACAAAUCACAUAAAAGCACACAUCCUCCACUUUCUGAAUGGUUUAAAAUUAUUAAACUGUUUAAAAAAAAAGAAAAACAUUA